AUGAAGGCAUCUCAAAGUAGGCAGAAAUCUUAUGCUGAUCAGAGGAGAAGACCUUUGGAGUUUGCACCUGGAGACCAUGUUUUCUUGAGGAUUACCCUGACUACUGGUGUAGGAAGGGCUAUUCGUUCAAGGAAGUUGUCUCCUAAGUUCAUCGGUCCAUAUCAGAUCUUGAGGAGGAUUGGACCAGUGACUUAUGAGAUCGCCUUGCCUCCUCCAUUGGCCAACCUCCACUCAGUGUUUCACGUGGAAGACUUGCGGAUUAGAGGAGAUCUUUCAGUGGAGGUUCAGCCUGUUGGUCUUGUUGAUACCCAGACAAGACAGCUCAGAGGGAAGUCCAUUAGUCUAGUCCAAGUCAUUUGGAACAAGAGAACAGGUGAUUCUACAUGGGAAUUAGAAGAAGACGUGAGAAAGUCAUAUCCGCACCUGUUCUCUUCUAGCAACACCGAAAUUGGAGUAGAACUUCUCCCUCAAGCUGUUCUUCCUUCCCAUUCUCAUAAGUCCACUUUAAUUUUUUCUCUUUUCUCUGCAAAUUCGAAUGUUGGAGCAUCUCCCUCUUUAAAACCUAACUGGAGCCUUAUUCUCACUUUAAGUUCAUACAUUCCAGCUUCUUAG
Vigna unguiculata (cowpea) is the source of this 612-nucleotide messenger RNA. RefSeq lists its product as uncharacterized. The record is from RefSeq and is a predicted model, not a curated record. Lineage: Eukaryota; Viridiplantae; Streptophyta; Magnoliopsida; Fabales; Fabaceae.